UAAAAAUUUAACAAAUGCCACACUAUUUAUCAGUUUCAUGAUGGCAUCUAAUUCAUCGCACUGUGAGUCUUGUUCAGAGGAAGGAAAAUCAAUAGGGGCAUCACAAUUUUGUUCCGAUUGCGACGAACGUCUUUGUAAAGAGUGCGUAGAAUACCACAAGAAAUGUAAAGCAACCAAGUCGCACCAUUUGAUGGACUUGGCGUCAAUGUUGAGAUCAAAAAUACCGAAUGUAAAGAAAUUUUGCGAGGUUCACGAAGGUGUAUCUCUAGAUUUUUAUUGCAUGCAACAUGACACAGUAUGUUGUAGAAAAUGUAUCCCGUCUAAACAUCAGUCCUGCAAAGAUGUGCUACCACUUGAGGACGCUUCCCAACACAUAAAGAAAUCUUCGGUAUUUGAUGACACAUUUAGGGAAUGGCAAAACAUUGCUAAAACUUUAGAUCAUUUAAGAAAUGAUCGAAACGAUAAUAUCAAUGAAUUGGAAAAAUCAGAAUCGGCAAUAUGUGAAGAGGUCAACAAUUUGAAAAACCAUUUAAUUAAACAAAUCAAUAGUUUGGUCGAAAAACUAAAGAUAGAUCUCUCAAACUGCAAGAAGAAAAACCUUGAUCAAUUAAGAAAAGAAAGUUCUGAAAUUUCAGAAUUACACGAUAAUGUACAGGAGAUGGGACAGGAAUUAGAAUUUCUAAUGGAGCAUGGAUCAAAUAAUCAGUUGUACCUCAAGCUACGAGAACAAGGAAAAGGAGUCCAGGAUGUUGUCAAACGUGUACAGGAAAUGGCCAUGUCAUACAAAAGGGUAUAUUUGAAAUUUGAGAAAAGAGCCGAUAUUGACCUUAAGUCCAUGGGAUCGAUUUCAGAGUGUAAGGAAGCAUGUGACGUUCUGUAUAGUUCAGCCAAACUUCAACAAGCACAAGUUCAGCCAGAAAAAGUUGAACCUAUACUUACCUUGAAAAAGGAAUCAUCAACGAUGUUAAAUCUUCUUGAUAAACUGCGGAUAUCAGACCUGGCUGUAACUGCAGACAAGACAGUAUUCUUAUGUAAUAAUCAUCACGGUGUGCGUAAAGUAUAUGUUUAUAAAACUAAUGUAAAUGACUUAACAUUCAAUACUACAUUACGUUUCCCGAGUGAACCAUAUGGCAUUUCUAUACUUACUGGAACAGAAAAAGCGGUUGUUACAAUACCAUUGAUGUCUGUUGUACAAUUUAUUAACACAAAAAGAUUGUCACUUGAUGAAACCAUCCAAGUAGGAACAGGUUGUUUUGGAAUCGGCACAAGUGAAGGUUAUAUUGCAGUUGGUAGUUCAACAGAAAUCAGAAUAUUUAAACAAAAUGGGAUAAACAUAAAGACCAUUGCGCUAAAAGAUAUAUUUAAAUCUAUAUAUGUGAGGUCCAUAAACUACGAUCACAACGAUGGAAGUAUAAUAUAUAGAAAACCAGGACUGAUUAAUCGUAUUCAAUUUGAUGGUUCCGUUUUAUAUAGAUAUGAAGUGUUAGGGGCAGCAGGCCUAGCAGUUGAUACACAAGGGCAUGUAUACGUGAGUGAUCAAAAUAAAAGUGAGAUACAGCGUUUAUUACCAGAUGGGCGAUUUCGUGAUGUGGUGUUGACAACCAAUGUUAAAAAACCAUUCGCUAUAGCGUUCAAUGCUAGUUUUACAAACUUUUAUGUUACAAAUCUCGAAGGCUUGUUGCAGAUAUAUAAUUGUAACUAACUUAUUUAUUCUUUCAAAUUGUCAGUUAAGGCAUUUUCAGCUUUCAAGCUGUAAAAGUAUUGGUCUUAGCUUUCA
This is a messenger RNA of Mytilus californianus (California mussel), 1777 nucleotides long. RefSeq names its product E3 ubiquitin-protein ligase TRIM71-like. Bases 38 to 1702 code for a protein of 554 amino acids. The transcript has 2 exons. The record is from RefSeq and is a predicted model, not a curated record. Lineage: Eukaryota; Metazoa; Mollusca; Bivalvia; Mytilida; Mytilidae. Gene Ontology annotation, molecular function: zinc ion binding.